AUGACUGAUGGAGACUACGAUUAUCUGAUCAAACUCCUGGCCCUUGGAGACUCUGGGGUUGGAAAAACAACGUUCCUGUACAGAUACACCGAUAACAAAUUCAAUCCAAAAUUCAUCACGACAGUAGGGAUAGAUUUUCGGGAAAAACGAGUGGUAUACAACAGCAGAGGACCAAAUGGAUCUCCAGGAAAAGCCUUCAAAGUACAUCUCCAGCUUUGGGACACAGCCGGACAGGAAAGAUUUCGAAGUCUUACAACAGCGUUUUUCAGAGAUGCUAUGGGCUUUUUGCUAAUGUUUGAUCUCACCAGUCAACAGAGCUUCUUAAAUGUCAGAAAUUGGAUGAGUCAGCUGCAAGCCAAUGCAUAUUGUGAGAAUCCAGAUAUAGUCUUAAUUGGUAACAAAGCUGAUUUAUCAGACCAAAGGGAGGUAAACGAAAGGCAAGCGAAAGACCUGGCAGACAAAUAUGGCAUACCGUACUUCGAAACAAGUGCUGCUACCGGACAGAACGUGGAGAAGGCUGUGGACACGCUUCUGGACUUGAUAAUGAAGCGUAUGGAGCAGUGCGUGGACAAGACACAGGUCUCCGACACAGCCAACGGAGGAAGCUCGGGAAAGCUAGAUUCAGCAAAACCGGAGGAGAAAAAGUGUGCCUGCUAA
Molecule: messenger RNA, 657 nt
Organism: Charadrius vociferus (killdeer)
Lineage: Eukaryota; Metazoa; Chordata; Aves; Charadriiformes; Charadriidae
Gene: RAB27B
Product: RAB27B, member RAS oncogene family
Exons: 5
Coding region: 1-657 (218 amino acids)
Biological process (GO): melanosome transport; positive regulation of exocytosis
Cellular component (GO): melanosome; secretory granule
Molecular function (GO): GTP binding; GTPase activity
Source: RefSeq, a predicted model, not a curated record